AUGAAACCCUGGAAGAUUCCAGCUCUAAAGGACCUGAAGUACAUCAUUAGAGAGAUCAACAUGUUCAUAGAGUCCACUGAAGCAGUGACAUCCAUCUGUACCCUGUACGAGCUCGGCCAGUCGCUGGCCGGCCUGAAGGACAAGAAGCGCUUCGAGGAGCUGAACCUGGGGCCUCUCUGCAAACUCCCGCUCGUCCACCGCAUGUUCAAGAUCGACAGCAACACUAAGGAUGACGACAUCCACCAGAUUGAGACAGUAGACAUCUUAAAGCAACUUCGUGUUUUCCGGAGGCAGCAGACGAAGUCAAAAGUCGACCUGGCUGAGUUUAUGAAGUAUCUGGCCGACCACUACAGCUGUGACUCUCCCUACGAGCUUGGGAUCAGGAUACACAGUGUUGGGCUGCCCAUAUCGACUCUGAUUAAGGUGAGUCGCUGUGAGCACGCCAUCAUGGAACAAGCCCGGGAGGUGAUCCAGAAGGAGCUGGAGGAGGAGACCCACGAGCAGCUGAGGAAGAUCAAGAAGAGCGUGUUGGAUCCGGUGCAAGGAGCGGGCUCCUUCUCCUCCAUGGGCAGCCUGGAGCUCAGGAAGAAGUACGCAUCCAUGCCGGCGUCCGAGGUGGUGCUGGCGGUGUUCAUGAACGCAGAGGGGGUGUUCAGUCCCAGGAUGACCAAGGUGACCGGCUGGCGAAGGCUCUGUUUCAGCUCGCCAUCUGCGGCGGCAACCUGGCCUGUCCCACAGGACCUGGUGCCCAAAGACAAGGCAGCCAAAACCACAGAAAAAACUAAAAAAGAGGACAAAUCUACCACAUCCCUCCCGAGUGAAGCCAAAGUGAAGCAGUUUCUUAAAGACAGCCUGACCUCUCAGAACUCAGCCGUCACUCUGGCCCACAUCACCGCUCUGGAGAAGAAGCUGAUCAAACACUUUCAGGUCAAAGACUUCCUCGCUUUAGAGAUGGGCAACUUCCUGGAGUUCCUGGUUAAACACAAUCAGCUUCUUCAGGACACACUGGGCUCCACUCUGAUCCUGGGCAGCGGCAGCAUGGAGUUUACGGGCAGCGGUUUCCGACCCACCAAACAAGACCUGUUUGAUUUCAUCAACCAGUGUGGCGACAUUUCCUCUGCUGAUCCAGAUGAACUUUCCCACAUCGAGUCAGCGUUGAGGUCCCACUACAGGGUCCGGGACAGUCGGGACCUCGGCUGUGGCUCUCUGAAAAUGCUGGCUGGCCUGGUCCAACGUCAGAGAGGGCUGGCCGGAGGAGGACUGAGCCAGGUCUACUACGAGUCUGCCCUGUUUGCCAAACAUGGAAAAUCAAGUGCUGAAGAUGGAUGUGAGGCGGUGGGACGUCUAGGUGAGAUGUCCAAGGCCCAGACCCUGGCCAGCCUGCUCUCCUGCCCCCUGCUGGAGGAUUUAAGUGAGUGGAGCCAAUGGGAGCUGAUCUUUAAACCCCUUCACGGCUCCCUCAAAGAUUUCAUCGAGAGAAACGCAGCUAACACUGGCCUGGCAGCGUUGGAGGUUACACCAGGUCUGCUGCUCAGGAUCACCAAACACACUGGAGACAAACAUUUCUCAAACGCCGCCAUGACCCUCGACCCUGUGGGCACAGCUGGCCAUCUGGUGUCCAUGGUGGUGACCGAUGGGAUCGUCAACGCUCCCACGGCCCUCCUCGCCAAUCACAUGCAGAGCUCCUUGGCAGCAGCUGUGGCUAAAGAAGAUUUGUCCCAGGAUGAAGAGGACGUGUCCUGUUACAGCAGAGUGGCCAAGUUCCUGUUGGCAUGUUUGACCCGAAUCCCCACCAGAACCUGCCAGGCUCUGCUGCAGCAGGUGUUUUUGGAGCCUUUCUCCCGUGUUCUGGGCCAGGCCAAGUCUAAACAGGUCCUGAUCGCUGUGGCCCAGUCCGACCCAAGACACCUGAACUGUCUGCACCGGCUGGGAAUCCUCCUGGGCAUCACAGACUGGGUCAAAGACUACCACAGAAAACUGGACCCACUCCAGAGUCAGAACUACAACAUGAACGCUGCACCUGUGGAACGAGCCAAGUCUAAUCUGAUAGACUCUGAGAGCAGCAGUCUGUCAGCUCUGAACAUGAGUGAGGACGAGUAUCUUGAGGAAAACAUCAUGGACAGCAGCUUUACCUCCUCCCAGCUCAACCACAGCCUUCAACAAGUUAAUGGUGAGCACGACAUGGAGGUUGAGGAGGAUGAGGAUGAGGAGGAGCUGUUUGAGUUGACCUCGCUGCCUAACGGGGAGACUUCAGACGUCAGCAUCGAAGCUGAAGGAGGCCAGGAUGACGAACAGUCAGAAACGUCUGAUUCCAGUGAAAAGGAUGCUGCCAGCUGCCAGUCAGAGACCACGUUCGAUCUCCAGAGAGACAUCAUUGAGGACAUCAGGAAAAGUGAGUUUGGUAUCGGUGUGGUGCUGACAGCUGAAGGCCAGAAGCUGAUGCAGGUUCACCAGGACAGACUGGGCCGCAGCCUGGAGCGCCUCUCCACUGAGCUCUACAGCAAAGACACGCACUUUGUCCUGGAGCUCAUUCAGAAUGCCGAUGACAACAGUUAUCCAUCGGAGGCCGGUGUCGCUCCAUCGCUGGCCUUUGUGGUGGAGAGAGACUGCAUCACCGUCCUCAACAAUGAGAUUGGCUUCCAGGAGAAGAACAUCAGAGCCAUCUGCGAUGUGGGUCGCAGCACCAAGGGCAAACACAAAUAUGGAUACAUUGGACAAAAGGGCAUCGGCUUCAAGUCGGUGUUUAAGGUCACAGAUUGUCCUGAGAUUCACUCCAACGGCUUCCACCUGCGUUUUGAUAAGACCUGUGGCUCCAUGGGAUACAUCCUCCCCCACUGGACUGAAGACAAACGUCCCGUGGAGGCGAAGCUGAAGACCGCAAAUCAGAUCAGCUGGACCACUAAGAUCUGCCUUCCACUGCGCUCAGAGAACCAUCAGACCAGGAACCUGUUUCAUGACGUCCACCCCUCCCUGCUGCUCUUUCUUCACCGCCUGCGCUCCAUCACCAUCUACAACCAGAGCGAGAAGCGUCUUGUGACCAUGACCCGAAAAGAUCUGAGUCACGAUGUGUUGGAGGUGGAGCACACAAACGGCGUAGAGCGCUGGCUAGUGGUCAAAACUACACUGCAGCCCAAGAAGAUCAAAGAGGACGUCGAGUCGACCGAACUCGCUCUGGCUUUCCAGCUCAGCAGCGACAACACAGGAAGUGACAUCGUAUGCCAGCCUCAGAAACAGCCCGUGUUCGCCUACCUGCCGCUUCGCAGUUUCGGCUUCCGCUUCAUUGUGCAAGGUGACUUUGACAUCCCUUCGUCUCGUGAAGAUGUCGACAGAGACAGCUCCUGGAACCAGUGGCUUCGAUCUGAGAUUCCUCAGCUUUUCCUUCAGGCCAUGGACGUCUUCACUAAUCACCCAGAGUUCAGUGGGCUGAAGGGGCUCUGCCAGUUCCUUCAGUUCAUCCCUCUUCCUGACGAGGUGAUGGAUUUCUUCAAGCCUGUUGCCGGGCAGAUUAUUCAGCUGCUGAAGGGCAAGGCCUUCCUGCCAACGCUCAGCUCAGAUGGGAAGGUUGUGUACAAGCUGCCGUCCCAGGUGGCCGUCUGUCAGGACACCGUGAUCCGCCAGGUGAUUGGUGGAGACGAGCUCGAACAACAUCUCUCUCUGUCCUAUCUCCACCCGGGUCUGAGUCCAGCCCCCGCCCACCUGCUCGCUCACCUGGGUGUUCGCAACCUGCGGGGAUCAGAUGUUACCACGGUAACCAUGGCCAUGGCCAAGGAGCUGAUGAGGGUGGAAGGCGUCCAUUCAGACGGCGGUCUGCAGCAGCUGGCCAGGCUGCUGGUCUGCAACUUCCAAGCUCUGGAGCACGGCUAUGGAGAGGCAGACUCCAUCUUGCAGACCCUAAAAGAUUUACCCAUAAUCCCCCUGGCUGAUGGACGUGUGGUCGCACUAAGUGGUGGAGGAGUGUUCUUUCCAAUGGAGGAAACCAAGACCAAGAAAAAGAAAGCUCAAGCUCAGAGAGAGCUGAUGUCCGACCUGUACAAGGAUGUAAACGUCGUUCAUCCCUCUCUGCUGAGCUGCGUGGAGCCCCUGGAGAGUCAGCAGGUCCGAGAGCUGCUCAGACGUCUCGGAGUCCACGAGCUGGAGCCUCAGGAGCUGUUGGAGCAGCACAUCUACCCCUCGAUACGGAACAACAAAUGGAAGUCAAAGCCGGAGGCGGUGGUGGUGAGCUACUUGGUCUUCAUCAAGCAGCACUCCUCCUCCAGUCAGGAGUACUCAGACGUUGCAGUACCGGUCCUCACCAACAGGGGUCUGCUGUGCCCAGGACAGGACAGGGUGCAUUUCUCUGAGGAGUACGGCAACAUCAACCUGCCAGAGAAACUGCCUGGCUGUGACUGGAUCUUGCUGAGCCCUCGUUACGUGCAGACAGACGGGGAUGUAGCAGGAUGGAGAGAGCUGUUUGGCAGACUGGGAGUCAGAGACGGCCUCAUCAUCCGCAAAGAGAGACAAACACUCAGCGCUAAAGAACUGGCCUCCAGCCCCUGGUCAGCUGAAAGUGCAAUGUGGCACCAAACCCCCGGGGAGGACUUCGUGCUCGAUGACUACCCUUGCAAGGAGUUUCAUGCCUUGGCCGCGGCCCAGAUGCCCGGCUCCCACCUCCUGCAGCAGAGACUGGCUUUGUUGGAGCUGCUGGCAGCCAACUGGGACACUGGACACCACUACUCUCAGUACCUCACAGCCCAGGUGAUCGACAGCGACGGACGACCGGUCAGGAGCAUCAAGUCCUCCUUCUAUCACUCCCUGUGUCGUCUUGAAUGGGUGCCGGCCUAUCGCCCGCAGGAGGAAGGACAGCAAGAGAGGAAGUACCUCUGUCCCAGCUCAGUCUACCUGAAAUCACCUGAGGUCACCAGCCUGCUGGGGAUUCAUGUUUAUUAUGUGGACAUAGAACCAAGCGAGUUCAGCAAAGUUCUAGGGAUGAGACAAAGUAUCUCAGUGGACGCUUUGAUUAACUACCUGAAGGAGUGGUGUGUCAAACCAGAAGCAGACAACCAGGAGCAGAGACAACCUGAAGACGAGUUGGAGGGAGCUUUUUUCACUUCCACAGUUCAGCACAUCCACAACGUAUACGACUAUCUGCAUACAAACUGUUCCCAGAGCAGCCUGAAGGAGCUGUUCCAGCACACCCCUGCAGUAUUCAUAGAGUACAACAGGCGUGCUGAAGGCUGGUGUUCAGGACGCUUCUACCACCUGAAGGAGGUGUGUUGGAGCGACACAACGAAGAUGUUCCACCGCUACAAACAGCUGACUCACAGACCAGACAGCACCGUUCAGGAGCCGAAAGUCCUGGCUCCUUUCUACAGCCAGCUGGAAGGCAUGAAGGACUUCUUCAUGAGACUGCUGAAUGUGGAUUCCAGCCCUAAUAUGAAGCAGUACGUCGGCUUGUUGGAGCUCAUCUGUUCUUCAUCUCCCAUACCAACUGCUGAAGUGCUACAGGACGUGUCUGUGCUCUAUGCCACACUCGCUCAAAAAUGUAAAAUCCAAGUGUCUGGAGAACAGGAACACACUGCUCCGUUCAAUCUUAACCAAAGUUACUGCUCCACUUUGAAAGGUAUGGUGUCCGAUAAGAAGGUCUUCCCAACGAAGGAUAACAGCUGGGUGAGUCUGCCGCGCAAACCCAUGAUUGCUGACAACAAAGAGCUGGAGAAGAUCUUUAAACCUCACAAGCAGGUCUGCCUGCUCAGCCUGCCACCGGCAGAGAAGAAGCCUGCUCCCAAGACCAAGACUGGGAACUUUGGUCAUUCAGUCCCUGGAGAACGAGCUAACACCGUACCUACCUUCAACGAGAGGGACAGAUCUUUGUUUCUGGAUAUCUGUGGUAUCCGUCCGCUGUCCGAGCGCGUCAAGACCGAGCCGCUGACUGAGAACCUGAGGCCCAGUCCGUCCAUGCAGGCCAUGGUGCGCUCCGUCAUCCCCUACAUCCAGAGGUUCCUCUACCACCACAACGAGGAGCUGGACGACGUCUACUCAGAACUGAUCGACAACAACAUAGGAGAGAAAAUCAAACGUCUCAGCUUUGGACAGGUGGGGAAGCUGUACAUUCGCUACCAGCUGGAUGUAGCUGACAGUGAUCAGCCUGUGGUGGAGGUGCAGGACGUCAUCUGUCUGCUGAAGGAUGAGAAGGAGCUCUACAUCCAGAAGGAUUACCUCUCAUCCAAGAUGGAGAUCUGCAGGGAGCUGGUGAAACUGUUCUGCACACAGGACAGCCACAGGAAAGAGCUGAAAUAUUUCCUGAGCGUCUUGGUGAAUGCACUCGAUGACCCAGCAGCUCUGAAGAGAUGCUUGAACAAGGAGAACAUCAGAGAGUUGCCCAGUGAGGAGGAGCAGUGGGAGGUCCCAGAGCCUCCCAAACCAGACAUUAACCAGGAGAGAGUUCUAUCAAGGAGCUACUCCUCCAUCAGCUCCCCGGAGGAGCCAUCCCACCCUGCACAGGACGACGGGGAGCAGACGCUGGUUUGUUGGCCUCCUCGAGCUUCUAUACAAAACACAGGAGGCAGUCGCUCAGGUCAGGCGGACGGAGGCGUGGUCGAAGCCGUCAUGAAGAUGUGGCCACCUCCUGCAGCGCCUAAAGACAGAGACCCAGAGAAAGAAGCUGCACUCAGAGAGAGCAGCCAUCAUGUCAUCCCCCAGAGUCUCAGCAGCAGCAUUGGUGAGGGAAACCAGCCACUCAGGAGCAGCAGAGCUCCAGACCAGCCCGUCCUCCAGAGAGUUCUCAGCCAUCCAGGCCAGCCGAACCCUGCUGCUGCGACCACCAGCAUCAACACCACCACAACACCUCCAGAGCGCCGUCAGCAGAGUGACACCAUCGAGUCUGACAGAGCUGAGAACAGAGAGGGAAGCCUCGCAGCUCCGACACCAGCACAGAGUCCUCCAUCUGCACCACCUGCUGAGACAGUUGGCAACCAGCCCGCUACAAACAGCCUCCUCGUCCCUGACGCCGUGGUGCUCUCCAGUACGUUUCAGGGGACUGCGGACACCCAGCGUCCCCCUCUGAACCUGGACUUCCCCUUCUGGAAUAAGGUCCAGGCUCCACAGGCCACUCUGGAGGACAUGGAGCUCAUCUGUCAGAGACCCACCACCGUGGUGUUAUCCGACGACUCGAUGGACGUGUCGGCGAUCGGCGAGUGGGGCGAGCAGCUGGUCGACUCCUUCCUGUGUCACUGGAGAGACAGCGGCGUCCCCGGGUGCCCCGCCCAUGUCCUGUGGUGCAACCAGAGCGGGGAGAGCGGCCAGCCCUACGACUUCAAACUCACCUUCAGACCUGCUGCAGCCGGGCCGCAGGUGGUGUAUGUGGAGGUGAAGUCGACGAUCAAGAAGGAGAAGUCGUUCAUCCAGCUCUCCGCCAACGAGCUGGACUUUGCGCUGAAGGAGAAAGAGCGUUACCACAUAUUCAGAGUGUACAGCGCUGGAGACGCUCAAAACGUUCGCCUGUGUCGCAUCCAGAACCUGGCGCAGCAUCUCCACACCAAAGACCUGGCACUUUAUCUGUUUGUAUAAGUCUCCUGAGCACUAUAACUCACACCAUGACGACAGGCUAAUUUGUAUUUUAAGUGUUUAAUAUGUCUUUUUAAGUUAAUCCUAUCUGCACUGAUUUUAGUUCUUUUAAUUGUAGCUACGAUGCUACCUACUGUAUCGUCUUUACUUCGCCUGAAAGACUGAUUUUGCACAUUUCUUUUUUCAUUCCUCUGUUCAAAAUAUUAUUUUUAUUGCCAACAAAUUCCACACAGAUGUGUAUUUUCUAGUCAAUGUACUCUUUUAAAGUGGUCAGUGAAUGUUUUUAACCCUUUUUUAUUCUCCCCUACCUCACCUCUACUCCAGCAUUCUUUUGAAAUAAAUCUGUUUUUGUCGAUUGAACAAGAACAAACGUA
Lates calcarifer (barramundi perch) is the source of this 7916-nucleotide messenger RNA. RefSeq lists its product as uncharacterized. The transcript is spliced from 43 exons. Lineage: Eukaryota; Metazoa; Chordata; Actinopteri; Centropomidae. The record is from RefSeq and is a predicted model, not a curated record. The coding region runs from base 1 to 7545 and encodes 2514 amino acids.